GUAUACCGUGGUUCGGUAGCCACGCACCGUCACAUCGUCCGUAGCGGAUCACGAAGGCACAUGUGAACGCGAACAGUCUCACCCUCACUCGUGUUUACACGCGCGGCAUAUCUCAUUGAACAGCAGGCAACGCGAGCGAACCGUCUUCAUACACUACGAGUGAACAUUAUUUACACCUGGCGCGAGGUUCUCGGUGAACAGUAUUCACACACAACGGAAAGAUUCUUGUGAACGUCACACACGUCACGAGGUUCCGAGUGAACAGUAUUGCUACACGACGAACUUCUUUAUGUGAACUGUUUUCACAUAACAUGAAGUUCUUUGUGUGAACAGUAUUCAUACACCACGCGCAGGUUCUUUGUGAACUUCGCACAGACGCGAGAUUUCCUGUGAACACCACGUGAGUAUCUGGCGGACGUGGCGCCACCAUCGCCGGUAUCCUACGUUCGACGAAGUACUAGACCAAGUUAACUAGACUCGCCGACGCCGACGCCGACGCCGACGCCGACGUGUGCUACUCGGCCGACGUAGAAGACAAUCGUCGGCGACCGCUUUUGCGUGCUUCGUCGUCGCCAUCGUCAUUGUCAUCGUCGUCGUCAGUGUCGUCGCGUGAUAGAGUAUAAUGAUAUAUAACAACAUGAUGCCAGUGACGCCGGUCGCAGCGAAGCCCAAACUCGGCUUCACCAUCGAGUCUCUGAUGAAGGACAGCAGCUGCAGCGGCGUCGCCAUGACGACCGCCGCCGACCGCGCUGCUGGGCUGGCGGCGUCCUUCCAUGGCAACUUCAACCAGGGACUGGCGGCGUCGACGAUGGCGCUAUUGAAUCCUCUAGCCGGGCUGCGCGCCUCUGAGCUGUGUCUGUCUCCACGGGAGAGCCAACAGCAGCAGCACCAGCGCGGCGGACAUCCGCUGCACAUUCCACACCCGCUGUUUCCGCAUCCGGCGCUGGCGGCGCAUCCGGGACACCAGAUGGCGCUGCCUCACCAGCGCGAUCAGAUGCCGCCAUUCUCGUGGCUGCUGGCGCAACAUGGCCGCUUCCUACGUCAUCGCUUCCCCGGACCGGAAGAAGCCGGAUUUCUUUUCCAACCAUUCCGCAAACCGAAGCGGAUACGGACUGCGUUCAGUCCGACGCAGCUGUUGCGGUUGGAGCAUGCAUUCGAUAAUAAUCAUUACGUCGUCGGUGCCGAGCGCAAGGAACUAGCGCGAGCUCUGAAUCUCACCGAAACUCAGGUAAAAGUCUGGUUUCAAAAUCGGCGAACGAAGUUCAAGCGAGUCAAGACGGAGGAAGAGGAAGAUGAGGAGGAGCAGGGAGGAGCCGGGCAAGCGGAGGAGGACGCAACACCAAAGAAGCAGAAGCCCUCGCAUCACGUCGAUAAGUGGAGAGCCGAGACGGGUGGCAGCACCACUGGCCGCGACGAGUCGAAUGAUGACGAUAGCAGUUAGUGAGGCAUGCGCCGUCGAACGUUCUAGCUGCUCCCGAUAAUUGCAUAUAUAUAUAUACAUAUAGUUUUGUUCACAUUUUUACUGCUGUGAAGUAAACUGUCGUUAGGCAUUUUAUUUGUAUAUAAUAGUAAAUAGCUUCCCUAUAUAAUUAUAUAUAUAUAUACAUAUAUAUACGCAUAUAUAUAUAUAUAUAUAUAUAUAUAUAUAUAUCGCGCGGACAGUGUGUAACAUAUUUAGAAUAGUAUCUUUAUAUCUAUUCCUAGAGGCUGUUGGCAACCGUACGUCACUAUAUAACGUUGCUUUCUAGAUAUAAUUUACGUUUACACCGUACGUGUUCGCUGACAAAUAUCCUUCCUAAUAUAAUAGUCAAGCGAAGUAAACAGUAUAGAGGCAAACCACGUCGCUGUAAACAAUAUUCCAUUACGGUUGUAUAAAUAUGACGAUGAUAAUGAUGAUAAUAAUAAAGAAGUCACGUCAACAAUUAUAUUA
Priapulus caudatus is the source of this 1930-nucleotide messenger RNA. RefSeq names its product homeobox protein EMX2-like. The record is from RefSeq and is a predicted model, not a curated record. Gene Ontology annotation, biological process: brain development; regulation of DNA-templated transcription; central nervous system development. The coding region runs from base 623 to 1441 and encodes 272 amino acids. The transcript is spliced from 3 exons. NCBI's taxonomy places the organism in Eukaryota, Metazoa, Priapulida, Priapulimorpha, Priapulimorphida, Priapulidae. Gene Ontology annotation, molecular function: DNA-binding transcription factor activity, RNA polymerase II-specific; DNA binding.